GAACAAGGCGUGGCUGGUGCGCAUGCGCACAGGCGGGGGAAGAAGAGCUAAGCUGCACAAGAUGCCGCCAAAAACUGCAAGGAAACUGAAAGACAAGGACCACGAGAACAGUCCGAAGAUAUCCUCCUUCUUUUCCAAGAGCCCUAAACCCGCCGGUGUGCUGAAAAGAGCGCGGGCUGCAGACGAAGAUGACUCCCCUGAGCCCAAGAAGACCCCGUGGGCCUCACCUACCCCUCUCUCCCCGACCCAGUCGAGCUCAGCCGGCGGGCAGCUGUCCCCAGAGCAGCUGGCCCGGAUGGAGAAGAAGAAAUUGGAGGCAGGGGCUCGACUGCUGGCCAAGAGAUUGGGAACCUCAAACAUCGGUCCUUCCUGGGUCCAGGCCCUGCAGGCUGAGUUCAAGAAAACCUACAUGGAGAAGUUGAUUUCGUUUGUCGCUGCUGAGAGACUCAAGGGCAAAGUGUAUCCUCCAGCGGAUGAUGUGUUCACAUGGACCACUGCCUUCCCAAUCAGUCAAGUGAAGGUGGUCAUAAUAGGCCAGGACCCAUACCAUGGACCUAAACAAGCUCAUGGACUAUGCUUUAGUGUGAGGGUAGGGGUGCAGAUACCACCCAGCUUGAGAAACAUGUACAAGGAAUUGAUGCAAGACAUCGACGGGUUUGUCCCUCCCGAUCACGGCUACCUGGCUGGCUGGGCCAAGCAAGGGGUCCUGCUGCUGAAUGCCUGUCUGACUGUCAGAGAGAGGGAGCCAAAUUCACACAAAGAAAAGAGUAUGGUGGUGCACUGUAUACAGUGGAACCUCUGAAUAAUGGACAAGUUGUUGGGACCAGGAAUUUUGUCGUCUAUAGGGAGGUUGUCCUCUCGAAAUAAUAGAAACGGAUGGGAGAGACUGACAGAUGCUGUCAUCCACUGGAUCAACAACCACUGCGCCGGAGUCGUGUUUCUGCUGUGGGGAGCCUAUGCUCAAAAGAAAGGAGCUUUCGUCAACCAGAAGCAGCACUGUGUGCUAAAAACGGUGCAUCCGUCCCCGCUGUCUGCCAGUCGAGGAUUCUUUGGCUGCAAGCAUUUCUCAAAGGCCAACGAGUACAUCAAGAAGAAUGGAGGGAAGGAGAUUGACUGGAAAUACCUACCAACAGACCUACAACUGUAACGACUGUCCCUGAGAGACACAGCCGUGUUACAAGUCCUCAUUUAUAGUUACUCUCUAUGUAUACAUGAUCAUCUUCACUAUUCAUCCCGUAGCUCUAAUGGACUCCGACAAAUUAUGCUUCAGAUUUUUUUCACAAAUUGAAUCACGGGCUAUGCAAUAUUGAUUCUGUGGCAAUAGAUCUUAUUUUGUCGAAUUUAUCAAGUUGGAUUGUGUGAAAGGUGAUGCUGAACCUGGGCUACCAAUUCCAGUAACAUUGGCUCAGUUCUGUGCAGUUCUUCCACUGUUCUGCCGAACUCAGCCUGAAGCUCAGCCAAUUGUGGACUGCUGCUAUCGGCCACCUGCUGCUCCAGGGUCCUCUUCUUAACUCUCAUUUGGUGAUAUCGCCGCAGUUCAUCUCUCACGUGAACUAUUCUUGAUCUCACUGCUGGAUCAUCAAGACCACUUACUUCCCCUCCUUUGGUUGUCACUCUCUGGCCAGCAAGUGCAGCAGUGGGUGGUCCUCUGUGAGCAGAGGCUGUGUCAGACGUGGGUCUAUUACUGCUGAAGGCUGAGGGUGGUAGGAGUACUGGUCUAGGAGGGGACAAUGACUGUUGGAAUUCAGUCUCUGGAACACGAGUGACUGGUAGUGGUCCCUGGCAGAGUCCUCCCACAGUAUGUGGAUCAGAGUGUUGGACUUGCCAGUGAUCUGACGGUGGUGAUGAUAGUACACUGACUGUUGAUGGGAGGAAGGUGAAGGAGGGU
Geodia barretti is the source of this 1888-nucleotide messenger RNA. Lineage: Eukaryota; Metazoa; Porifera; Demospongiae; Tetractinellida; Geodiidae. The record is from the annotation of a GenBank genome assembly.